Molecule: messenger RNA, 3507 nt
Organism: Fusarium subglutinans
Lineage: Eukaryota; Fungi; Ascomycota; Sordariomycetes; Hypocreales; Nectriaceae
Product: aminoadipate-semialdehyde dehydrogenase
Exons: 8
Coding region: 1-3507 (1168 amino acids)
Biological process (GO): L-lysine biosynthetic process
Molecular function (GO): L-aminoadipate-semialdehyde dehydrogenase [NAD(P)+] activity
Source: RefSeq, a predicted model, not a curated record
AUGUCGCUACCUGAUCCUACUGAAGAUCUCGACUGGGGAGGCUACAUUGGAGGCAUUCAUGAGAUAUUCCACAAGAAUGCCGUGGCUCACCCUGACAGGCUUUGUGUGACAGAGACUGUGACCUCGAAGGCGCCAACAAGAACCUAUACCUACCGCCAAAUUGAUGAAGCGAGUAACAACAUCGCAAAUUAUUUACGCGACUCCGGCAUCCAGAAUGGAGAUGUAGUCAUGAUCUUUGCGCACCGCUCAGUUGAAUUGGUCUGUGCAUACAUGGGAACGCUGGCUGCUGGUGCUAUUGUCACUGUCCUUGAUCCUCAGUACCCCCCGCAGAGACAACAAAUCUAUCUUCAAGUUUCUAAGCCCAAGGCGCUCAUCUCCAUUCGCAAGGCUACGGAGGAGAGCGGGCCUCUUGCUCCUCUCGUCCAAAAGUGCAUUGAUGAUGAACUUGCCAUCAAAAUCAAGAUCCCAGACCUGCGCUUCACCGACAAUGGCGAGUUGAUUGCGGGCGAAGACAGUGUUGAUAUCUUCGCCAACGUAAAGGAGAGGGCCUCAACACCUCCCGAUGUGCUCAUUGGACCCGACUCUAACUGUACGCUGUCGUUCACGAGCGGAACGCAAGGAUUGCCCAAGGGCGUGCUUGGCCGUCAUUACAGUCUAGCAAAGUAUUUCCCGUGGAUGGCUGAGAGGUUCGGCCUCUCAUCAAACAGCGUAUUCGCCUGCCUUUCCGGAAUUGCCCAUGACCCAAUCCAGCGAGAUAUCAUGACGCCUCUGGCCUUGGGCGCAAGCCUAAUCCUGCCCGCCAAGGAGGAUAUCCAGCACGUAAGACUGAGCGAAUGGAUGAGAAAGUGGUCACCAACGACAACUCACCUUACGCCUGCCAUGGGACAGAUUCUGGUUGGUGGCGCCACAGCGCAGUUUCCCAGUCUGCGCCAGGUCUUCUUCGUUGGUGAUGUCCUCACUACUCGCGACUGCAGGAGUCUUCGUCAGCUAGGUCCCGCCUGCACCAUCAUCAACAUGUACGGAACCACAGAAACUUCUCGCGCUGUAUCCUACUUUGAGGUCCCUUCCGCCCUGGAGGUCCCUUCCGCCCUGGACUCACUCGGCGACUCUAUCCCCGCUGGCUGGGGCAUGAAAGGUGUCCAGGUAUUGGUUGUGGAUCGAGAAGAUCACACCAAGAUCUGUCCGAUCGGCGUGGUUGGAGAGAUCUAUAUCCGCGCUGCUGGUCUCGCCGAAGGAUACCUUAACGAUCCCGAGAAGAACAAGGAGAAGUUCAUCGAUAACUGGUUCGUUGAUAACAAGAAGUGGGCGGAGGCAAACAAGGCCAACGAUAAGGGCGAAGCUUGGCGCAAGUACUACAAGGGGCCACGAGACAGACUUUACGUCACAGGUGACCUUGGAGAAUAUCGACCAGAUGGGGCUGUGCGUGUCCUGGGCCGUAUGGACUCACAAGUUAAGGUGAUCCGUGGAUUCCGCAUUGAACUCAACGAGAUUGAUGCGAACCUUGGCGGUAGUCCUCUGAUCCGAGACUGCAAGACACUGGUUCGAAGAGAUCGUAAUGAGGAGCCGACACUUGUCAGCUACAUCGUGCCUGAGAUCGCUGAAUGGAAGCGUUGGCUUGAGACUCAGGGCCUCCAGGAUAUUGACGAAGAGGGUGUAGAAAUGGGACCCUGUACUGUCUACCUCAAGAGGUUCCGCCGUAUCCAAGCUGAGGUGCGAGACCACCUCAAGUCUCGUUUACCGGCGCACUCCGUUCCUUCGAUCUAUAUUGUGUUGCAGAAGCUGCCUCUGAACCCGAACGGAAAGGUUGACUCCCCUAAUCUUCCUUUCCCCGAUGCCUCUCUCAUGACAGAGGAUGCCUCGGAAGAAGAUUUGAAGAGCUGGGAGAGCCUAUCGGAGACUGAGAAGACUAUUGCGACACAAUGGUCGACCCUAAUCCCGGGUUUGAACGCCAAGAUGGUCAGGCCGGACUCAAGUUUCUUCGACUGCGGUGGCCACAGUCUUCUUGCCCAGCAACUGUUACUUGAUAUUCGCAAGGAACUGCGUGUCGAUGUCACCAUCGGUGUUCUCUAUACAAACCCCACGAUUCGCGGCCUGGGCAGCGCAGUCGACAGUCUUCGCAGCGGCCAGGCUGUCACUGUCGACCAUUCUAACGAUAAUGUUUACUCUGACUCUCUCGAUGAGCUUACCAAUACUCUAGACGCGAAGUACCAAAGCGCGGACCCCGAUGCUCUGAGCCCUUUCAACGGCGCCACUUUCUUUCUUACCGGGGCUACUGGCUUUCUCGGCGCAUACCUAGCCAAGGAUAUACUGGACAGAAAGAACACCAAGCUGAUCGCUUGUAUCCGGGGAGCCAAGGACCUUAAGUUUGCAAAGGAGCGUCUUGUAAGAUCCCUCAAGGGCUACGGUCUCUGGCAAGACUCUUGGGCUGAUAGGAUCUCCUGCGUUAUUGGUGAUCUCUCUAAGCCUCGUCUUGGCCUUGACGAUGCUAGCUGGAAGCAUGUCGCUGAUACAGCUGAUGCAUUUAUCCACAACGCUGCGUACGUCCACUGGAUCGCUCGUUACGAACAGAUGAUGGGACCGAAUGUUCUAUCUACUAUCGACGCUAUGAAGCUGUGUAAUGAGGGCAAGCCCAAGCUUUUCUCAUUCGUUUCCUCAACUUCGACCCUCGAUACCGACUACUAUAUCAACCUGUCCGACGCCCAGACAGCUACCGGCCGAGGCGCUGUCCUUGAGUCCGAUGACUUGCUCCCCAACCGCACCGGCCUAGGAACCGGCUACGGGCAGACCAAGUGGGUGUCUGAGCAACUCGUCCGCGAGGCUGGACGCCGAGGUCUCCGCGGUGCAAUCGUCCGACCAGGCUACAUCCUUGGCAGCCGCAACAGCGGUGUCUCGAACACCGACGAUUGGAUCGUACGCCUCUUGAAAGGCUGUUGCCAGCUUGGUGCUCGUCCUCGCAUCAUCAACUCUGUCAAUGCUGUCCCUGUCGAUCACGUCGCACGCGUUGUUGUCGCUUCGACGCUGAACCCUCUCCCUGGCAUGAACGUGGUGCACGUUACUGCUCACCCCCGUCUGCGGAUGAACGAGCUCCUCUCUGCGCUAAGUUACUACGGCUACGAAGUACCCGAGGUCGACUAUGACAUCUGGAAGUCGCAGCUGGAGGAGUUUGUCUCGGCCGGCGCCGUGGAGAAGGACCAGGAGCAAAACGCAUUGAUGCCGCUAUUCCAUAUGGCUACUGCAAAUCUCCCGAGCACUACUCGUGCUCCUGAGCUAGAUGAUAGGAACGCUGUGGCUGUUCUAAGGGCCGAUGCAGACCGCUGGACAGACAUUGACGAUAGCGCAGGAGAUGGCAUUUCUCGCGAGGAUAUCGGUAGGUAUCUUCGGUACCUUGUUGAGAUCAAGUUCAUGGCCGCACCCACUGGCAGAGGACGUAAGCUGCCCGAGAUUGACACCUCGAUUGCCGAGGCGCAAGCACAGUGGGGGGUCGGUGGUCGCGGAGGUACCUCUUAA